Cucumis sativus (cucumber) is the source of this 862-nucleotide messenger RNA. Its product is annotated as calmodulin-like protein 8. NCBI's taxonomy places the organism in Eukaryota, Viridiplantae, Streptophyta, Magnoliopsida, Cucurbitales, Cucurbitaceae. The record is from RefSeq and is a predicted model, not a curated record. The coding region runs from base 85 to 573 and encodes 162 amino acids. The transcript has 4 exons. Gene Ontology annotation, molecular function: enzyme regulator activity; calcium ion binding.
CUCACACAAGCCUUUUCCCCUCUCUCUCUCUCUCUUCCUCUCUCUCUUUCUUUCUUUGAAGCUCUUCUGUUAGUUUCCAUUGAAAUGGGGGAAGCUCUGACUAAAGAACAAAUGGAUCAACUUAAAGAAGCUUUUUUUUUAUUUGACAAAAACAAAGAUGGUCGUAUCACCAUUGAUGAACUAAGAGCAGAGAUCAGAAAUUUGGGUCACAAUCCAACUGAGGAAGAACUCAAGGAAAUGAUACGAGAAGUUGAUGCUGAUGGAAACGGAACAAUUGAGUUUGGAGAAUUCCAAAACUUGAUGUCCAAAAUCAUGAAGGAAGAAACAGAGAAAAAACUCAAAGAAGCCUUCAAAGUGUUUGAUAAAAACCAAGAUGGAUAUAUAUCAGCAAAUGAGCUGAGCCAUGUCUACUGGAUGCUUAAUUCGGGGGAGGAGAAGUUAACAGAUGAGGAAGUUUUUCAUAUGAUCAGCGAAGCUGAUUUGAAUGGUGAUGGCCACGUUGACUAUCAUGAGUUUGUCAAGAUAAUGACUCAAGAUGUGUCCCAAAUCCUACCAGAAAGUGGCUUUUUUUAAUGAUCAUAUGAUAUACAACCAAAACGAUAAAUCUAGAUUGUGUGAAUGACCAAGAAAGAUAGCUCUUCUUUGAUUUGUUCAUAUCCCUAUUAUUUUAUUGUAUUUGUGAGUAUUUGACUUCACAUCAAGUUGGAAGUCUAGAAGAAAUUAUGGUUUAAGAUAGAUAGAAAUGAAAUUGUAUGCAAUAUUUCAAUAUGAUUUGGAAGCAAAAGCAAGCAAGCUAGCAUGUUAUGGUAGCUAAAAGAUUAUGACAAUUUCGAAGCAUUUUUAGAAAUUUCUCUUGUGAUUA